GGGGUGCGGGGGAACCUCGGCGGGGAUUGGCGCAGCGCGCGCCCCCUCCCCGGCCCCCGCGCGGUGGGAACCGGCAGCCCCGUCUAGCGCUGACGUCAGACCGUCUGCCUGCCUCCGACCGCGGUCUCGGAGCGAAACCCGAUCUCCUUGGACUUGAAUGAGGAGGAGGAGGCGGCGGCGGCGGCGGCGGCGGAGGCGCUCGGCUGGGGAAAGCUAGCGGCAGAGGCUCAGCCCCGGCGGCAGCGCGCGCCCCGCUGCCAGCCCAUUUUCCGGACGCCACCCGCGGGCACUGCCGACGCCCCCGGGGCUGCCGAGGGGAGGCCGGGGGGGCGCAGCGGAGCGCGGUCCCGCGCACUGAGCCCCGCGGCGCCCCGGGAACUUGGCGGCGACCCGAGCCCGGCGAGCCGGGGCGCGCCUCCCCCGCCGCGCGCCUCCUGCAUGCGGGGCCCCAGCUCCGGGCGCCGGCCGGAGCCCCCCCCGGCCGCCCCCGCGCCCCCCGCGCCCCGCGCCGCGCCGCCGCGCCGUCCAUGCACCGCUUGAUGGGGGUCAACAGCACCGCCGCCGCCGCCGCCGGGCAGCCCAAUGUCUCCUGCACGUGCAACUGCAAACGCUCUUUGUUCCAGAGCAUGGAGAUCACGGAGCUGGAGUUUGUUCAGAUCAUCAUCAUCGUGGUGGUGAUGAUGGUGAUGGUGGUGGUGAUCACGUGCCUGCUGAGCCACUACAAGCUGUCUGCACGGUCUUUCAUCAGCCGGCACAGCCAGGGGCGGAGGAGAGAAGAUGCCCUGUCCUCAGAAGGAUGCCUGUGGCCCUCGGAGAGCACAGUGUCAGGCAACGGAAUCCCAGAGCCGCAGGUCUACGCCCCGCCUCGGCCCACCGACCGCCUGGCCGUGCCGCCCUUCGCCCAGCGGGACCGCUUCCACCGCUUCCAGCCCACCUAUCCGUACCUGCAGCACGAGAUCGACCUGCCGCCCACCAUCUCGCUGUCGGACGGGGAGGAGCCUCCACCCUACCAGGGCCCCUGCACUCUCCAGCUUCGGGACCCCGAGCAGCAGCUGGAACUGAACCGGGAGUCGGUGCGCGCACCCCCAAACAGAACCAUCUUCGACAGUGACCUGAUGGAUAGUGCCAGGCUGGGCGGCCCCUGCCCCCCCAGCAGUAACUCGGGCAUCAGCGCCACGUGCUACGGCAGCGGCGGGCGCAUGGAGGGGCCGCCACCCACCUACAGCGAGGUCAUCGGCCACUACCCGGGGUCCUCCUUCCAGCACCAGCAGAGCAGUGGGCCGCCCUCCUUGCUGGAGGGUACCCGGCUCCACCACACACACAUCGCGCCCCUAGAGAGCGCAGCCAUCUGGAGCAAAGAGAAGGAUAAACAGAAAGCACACCCUCUCUAGGGUCCCCAGGGGGGCCGGGCUGGGGCUGCGUAGGUGAAAAGGCAGAACACUCCGCGCUUCUUGGAGGAGGAGAAAGAGGAAGGCGGGGGGCGCAGCAACGCAUCGUGUAGCCCUCCCCUCCCACCUCCCUGUGUAUAAAUAUUUACAUGUGAUGUCUGGUCUGAAUGCACAAGCUAAGAGAGCUUGCAAAAAAAAAGAAAAAAGAAAAAAAAACCACGUUUCUUUGUUGAGCUGUGUCUUGAAGGCAAAAGAAAAAAAAUUUCUACAGUAGUCUUUCUUGUUUCUAGUUGAGCUGCGUGCGUGAAUGCUUAUUUUCUUUUGUUUAUGAUAAUUUCACUUAACUUUAAAGACAUAUUUGCACAAAACCUUUGUUUAAAGAUCUGCAAUAUUAUAUAUAUAAAUAUAUAUAAGAUAAGAGAAACUGUAUGUGCGAGGGCAGGAGUAUUUUUGUAUUAGAAGAGGCCUAUUAAAAAAAAGUUGUUUUCUGAACUAGAAGAGGAAAAAAAUGGCAAUUUUUGAGUGCCAAGUCAGAAAGUGUGUAUUACCUUGUAAAGAAAAAAAUUACAAAGCAGGGGUUUAGAGUUAUUUAUAUAAAUGUUGAGAUUUUGCACUAUUUUUUAAUAUAAAUAUGUCAGUGCUUGCUUGA
Messenger RNA from Gorilla gorilla gorilla (western lowland gorilla), 2037 nucleotides. RefSeq names its product prostate transmembrane protein, androgen induced 1 (gene PMEPA1). The transcript is spliced from 4 exons. The record is from RefSeq and is a predicted model, not a curated record. Gene Ontology annotation, cellular component: Golgi membrane; early endosome membrane. NCBI's taxonomy places the organism in Eukaryota, Metazoa, Chordata, Mammalia, Primates, Hominidae. The coding region runs from base 528 to 1391 and encodes 287 amino acids. Gene Ontology annotation, molecular function: R-SMAD binding. Gene Ontology annotation, biological process: negative regulation of transforming growth factor beta receptor signaling pathway.